Molecule: messenger RNA, 354 nt
Organism: Paramuricea clavata
Lineage: Eukaryota; Metazoa; Cnidaria; Anthozoa; Malacalcyonacea; Plexauridae
Source: the annotation of a GenBank genome assembly
AUGGCGUCUUUCCCAACAAUGAACAAAUCGUCAUCUGUUCCAACCCAAGUUGUUCAACCACAUUCUGAAGAAGGGGCUAUCGGCUCGGUGAUUGCGUUAUCUUUUGUAAUCUUUUUAACAAUAACUGGUAACGCCGCGAUCAUCGUUAUAUUUCGAGUUUUUAAACGAGUUCGGAAACAAGUGACGAAUCAUUUUCUUAUAAAUUUGGCUAUAAGCGAUUUAAUUGUGGCGCUCGUUACCAUGCCGUUUUGGCUCGUCUGGGAAAUUGAUCGCUGGAGGAGUGUGCUCCAAUGGAUAGAUAAAGACACUUUGGAUCGUAUAUGGACAUUUGUGGAUAUCGGUAAGUUUUACUGA